UUCAGUUGGAGAUGUGAGCUUCUAUUUGUGAAAUGUAGUGUACAAAAAUUCAAGUGAGAAGUUGAAAAUAUGACGAAUAAGGUCCAACCCGUUGUUGUAGAGGUAGAAGAAAGCUCAGCUGCGAGCGAACAGCGAGAGAAAUGGACCUCAAAAGCUGACUUCAUAGCGUCAUGUAUAGGUUAUGCAGUCGGUUUAGGGAAUAUUUGGCGUUUUCCCUAUCUUUGCUAUAAGAAUGGCGGAGCCACUUUCUUAAUUCCAUACUUUCUGACAUUGAUAACCUGUGGCAUUCCGCUCUUCUACCUGGAAUUGGCCCUCGGACAGUAUCUGAGCCUCGGUGCCAUCAAGGCAUGGGCUGUGAUUUGCCCAGCGCUUAAAGGGAUUGGAGUUGCCAUGGUGAUUAUUUCCUUCCUGAUCUCUAUCUACUACAACGUUGUUAUAUCCUGGAGUCUUCUGUAUCUUUACCACUCCUUUGCGUCGGUUGUCCCGUGGAAGUCUUGUGGCAACUCGUGGAACACUCCAUUUUGCAGUGAGGACUUGAGAAAUUCCACUGCUAACUGCACGGCUGUCAAUUGCUCAAUGAAUGCAUUCUCGCCCAGCCAGGAAUUCUGGGAGCGUCGUAUCUUGGACGUGUCAAAUGGCAUCGACGAGCCGGGGGAAAUUCGUUUACCGCUGGCCACAACUUUGUUUAUCGCAUGGGUCACUGUUUUCUUUUGCAUCCAUAAAGGCAUCAAGAGCUCUGGAAAGGUGGCCUACUUCACGGCCAUCUUCCCGUAUAUUGUGUUAUGUAUCUUACUUGUGCGUGGUGUCUCUCUACCUGGUGCACUUGAUGGGAUCAUCUUUUACCUAAAACCAGACGUCGAAAAGCUCCUAGAGCCACAGUUGAUAUUUCUGGGGAGCAUCACCCAGUGGAAGAGAAUCACGUACAAUGGAUACAUGUACCCCGACUGGGCACAAGCUGUAGCAUGGCUACUGGCUUUAUCGUCUUUUCUGGCUAUUCCUAUUUUUGCUCUCUGUGCAAUUUUGCAUCCAAAGGGAUCCUUUAGAGAGGUAUGA
Molecule: messenger RNA, 1053 nt
Organism: Stylophora pistillata
Lineage: Eukaryota; Metazoa; Cnidaria; Anthozoa; Scleractinia; Pocilloporidae
Product: sodium- and chloride-dependent GABA transporter 1-like
Biological process (GO): amino acid transport; nitrogen compound transport; sodium ion transmembrane transport
Cellular component (GO): plasma membrane
Source: RefSeq, a predicted model, not a curated record